This is a messenger RNA of Tarenaya hassleriana, 2728 nucleotides long. RefSeq names its product arginine decarboxylase 2-like. Bases 506 to 2728 code for a protein of 740 amino acids. The record is from RefSeq and is a predicted model, not a curated record. The transcript has 2 exons. Gene Ontology annotation, molecular function: arginine decarboxylase activity. Lineage: Eukaryota; Viridiplantae; Streptophyta; Magnoliopsida; Brassicales; Cleomaceae. Gene Ontology annotation, biological process: L-arginine catabolic process; spermidine biosynthetic process.
AACUCUCACCGUUCACGCCUCCCCUCUCUUUUCCAUCUCGUUUACCUGCGUUUUCCCGAGAAAAUUCCACAUUUUCUUUUUCUCCCCCCAGAAAAAAUCCACUUUUCUGCAUGGUGACGGGACCUCUCGGGGCGUAGGUUUGAUUAAUUUGGUAAAUUUCCUUUUCUUUGUUGAUGGGUUUUUAAAAUUUUGUUGACCUUCUCCUGAAGAGUCGACGUGGGUACUCUAGGGUUGAGUCGGGUCGUCAGGGGGAGUUUUCACGGCGGAGAUAGAUUCAUCUUCUGCUUCUUCUGAGGGGGUUGGCCGGGGCUCCGGCCUCGGCGGGUUUCAAAGCCCUCACGCUUACAAUCUCUGCAAUCUGAGAUAAAAUUCAUCGAUCCAGUUUUUUUUUCCUUUUUCUUGAUUUUAUUUUACCCGAUUCUUUGCUUUUUUUUUCAUCCUUCUGGGUUUCGUCGAAAAUUUCUCUGCAAGUGGAUUUCUGAUUCGUCGCUGAAAGGGGAAGAGGAUGCCGGCCCUGGCUUGUGUGGAUGCUGCCGUCGCGCCUCCCGGCUACGCCUUCUCCGGGGAUAGCUCCCUUCCCACAGGCGGCGUCUUCUUUCCGGCGAUCACCCCUGCCGCCGCCGCCGUCGGUGGGUCCCCCCAUUGGUCGCCGUCGCUAUCCGCUUCGCUCUACCGGAUUGACGGAUGGGGCGCUCCUUACUUCACUGUCAACUCCUCCGGUAACAUCUCUGUUCGUCCCCAUGGCUCAGAUACCUUGUCUCACCAGGAGAUUGAUCUGUUGAAGAUCGUGAAGAAGGUUACCGAUGCCAAAUCCUUAGGCGGUCUCGGUCUCCAGCUCCCGCUUGUUAUGCGGUUUCCGGACGUCCUGAAGAACAGGCUCGAGUGUCUCCAGUCGGCUUUCGAUUUCGCGAUCCGGUCUCAGGGCUAUGAAUCUCAUUACCAAGGUGUUUAUCCGGUGAAAUGCAACCAGGAUAGGUUCGUCGUCGAGGACAUCGUCGAGUUCGGGUCGCCGUUUCGGUUCGGGCUCGAAGCCGGGUCGAAACCCGAGAUUCUCCUCGCCAUGAGCUGCCUCUGCAAAGGUAACCCUGAUGCUUUUCUUGUCUGCAAUGGCUUCAAAGACGCUGAAUACAUAACAUUGGCUCUACUUGGUCGGAAACUGGCCUUGAACACGGUGAUCGUGCUCGAGCAAGAAGAAGAGCUCGAUCUGGUUAUCGAUCUGAGUAAGAACAUGAACGUGAGGCCUGUGAUUGGGAUUCGUGCGAAGCUGAGAACCAAACACUCUGGUCACUUCGGCUCGACAUCUGGUGAGAAGGGCAAGUUCGGAUUGACCACGACGCAGGUUGUUCGUGUCGUGAGGAAGCUCGAACAAGCUGGUAUGCUCGAUUGUCUCCAGCUCCUGCAUUUCCACAUCGGUUCACAAAUUCCAUCCACUUCUCUUCUCUCUGAUGGCGUGGCUGAGGCUGCUCAGCUUUACUGCGAAUUGGUUCGGCUCGGUGCCCACAUGCGAAUCAUCGAUAUCGGCGGUGGUUUGGGGAUCGACUACGAUGGAUCCAAGUCCGGCGAAUCCGAUCUAUCUGUUUCCUACAGCAUCGAGGAAUAUGCUGCAGCUGUCGUCACGGCUGUCCGAUUUGUCUGCGACCGGAAAUCGGUCAAACACCCCGUGAUCUGCAGCGAAAGUGGCAGAGCCAUUGUGUCUCAUCACUCUGUCUUGAUCUUCGAAGCUGUCUCUUCAACUGGACCGGUCAAGCAUGGUGUUGACCAGACCGACCUCCAGUUCAUGCUCGAUGGGCACUGGGAGGAAGCUCGGUCCGAUUACCAGAAUCUCUACUCGGCUGCCAUCCAUGGAGAUUACGAAAGCUGUCUCCUUUACGUUGAUAAGUUGAAGCAGAGAUGCGUUGAAGGGUUUAAAGAUGGAUCGCUGAGUAUAGAACAGUUGGCUGCGGUUGAUGGGUUAUGCGAAUUGGUUCUAAAGGACAUUGGUGGAUCGGAUUCGAUCCGAACAUACAACGUUAAUCUCUCUGUGUUCACUUCUAUCCCGGAUUUCUGGGGAAUCGAACAGCUGUUUCCUAUAGUCCCGAUUCAGAAGCUCGAUCAGAGGCCGGGGACCAGAGGGAUCUUAUCGGAUUUGACGUGCGACAGCGAUGGGAUCGUUAACAAGUUCAUAGGCGGAGAGUCGAGCUUGCCUCUGCAUGAGCUGGACAACAAUGGCGGCGGGAGGUAUUAUCUGGGAAUGUUCUUGGGCGGGGCGUACGAGGAGGCGCUGGGUGGGGUCCACAACCUGUUCGGAGGGCCAAGCAUGGUCCGCGUCUCGCAGAGCGAUGGCCCGCACGGCUUUGCGGUGACUCGAGCCAUGCCGGGCCAGUCCUGCGUGGACGUCCUCCGGGCGAUGCAGCACGAGCCCGAGCUCAUGUUCCAGACGCUUGAGCACAGAGCCGAUGAGUUCUGUAGUAACAGCAGCAGCCAUAGUAGUAGUGAUCUCAACAAUAAUGGCGGCCGAGACAACGAUGACGAUGAUGACGUGGCAGCUUUGCUGGCGCGGUCGUUCCACAAGAUGCCGUAUCUCGGUUUCUGCUACUGCGACGAGGACGCAGCGGUUGAAGCCGCUGUGGUGGCGGGUGGAGGGGAGAGCUGGUUGAGAGUUCCAUUGCAUGUCAAGGUUAAGUCUGUUUCGUCUGGAGGUGGCUGGCUACUACCAGGGGCAAGGCGUGAUGAAGCUGCAAUAUGUUAA